Nelumbo nucifera (sacred lotus) is the source of this 2804-nucleotide messenger RNA. RefSeq lists its product as uncharacterized. NCBI's taxonomy places the organism in Eukaryota, Viridiplantae, Streptophyta, Magnoliopsida, Proteales, Nelumbonaceae. The record is from RefSeq and is a predicted model, not a curated record. Gene Ontology annotation, biological process: peptidyl-serine phosphorylation; regulation of mRNA processing; spliceosomal complex assembly. Gene Ontology annotation, molecular function: ATP binding; protein serine/threonine kinase activity.
GGGAUUGGAGAGAGAAACGAUAAGCACUUAUUAUACGGGAGUCUGGAGGACUAGAUUCUAGAACUGAUCAAAUGUUUCCACAAUACUCAGAAACCCCAUGCAUCAUUGGUUCAUGACCCACAAUGGACGGCUUUGAUUUGAGGUAUUCCUGGGAGGAAUCAAGAAUGCGACAAAGGGAUUUGCAGAUUGAUUUCAGAUUUCUUCAUUCGAUAAAAUCAUGUUUAAUUUAAUCCAUUAAUUAAAUUAAUCUACGAAGAGAGAGAGAGAGAGAGAGAGAGAAAGAGAGAGGGAGAGAGAGGUUAGACGCAGCUGCAAGCGAGUGAGUUCGAACCAGUAGUCAUCAUCAGCUCCGUCUGCACUCCUUCUCGACACCCAUUUAUAUGCACAUCCGCUUUGAACUCUUUUUCUCUCUGUCGCCCUCUAUGUAGUUCUUUCUCUCUCUUUAUAGCCAGGGGUAGAGCAGUCGUUUUCUUUCUCUUCUGUUUCUUCCAUUUCCCGGCAAGACAAACUGCGAGAAUAAAGGGGGGAUCUUUUUCAGUUCGUUUCUUUUUUCUUUCACCUGCAAAACCCUAAAUUUAUUCUUUACUCAGAACCCUCCCAGUCUGGGCAAGUUUCUUUUCGUAUUGAAUCGAGCAGAAGAAUUCAUUAUUCGAGGCGGUUGAUUGGGCUGCUUUCGUUUCCUAUAAAAAGAAAUAUUUUUUUCGACCCUUUUUUUUAUCUUGGUUUUCAAUGGGAGACCCCCAAAAGGAAGAUCGAAGCGAGAGCAGCGAUUACACAUCAGAAGACGAAGGAACCGAGGACUAUAGGCGUGGAGGUUACCACGCUGUUCGGAUCGGUGAUACAUUUAAAAACGGCUGCUACGUCGUGCAGAGCAAGCUCGGAUGGGGCCAUUUCUCCACCGUCUGGCUCGCUUGGGACACUCAACAUUCUCGAUUUGUAGCUCUGAAAGUUCAGAAGAGCGCUCAGCACUACACCGAGGCAGCAAUGGAUGAGAUAACCAUACUCAAGCAGAUUGCAGAAGGGGACCCAGAUGACAAGAAGUGCGUCGUGAAGCUUUUGGAUCACUUCAAGCAUUCAGGUCCUAAUGGGCAGCAUGUCUGUAUGGUUUUUGAGUAUCUGGGUGAUAAUCUUCUGACGCUUAUCAAGUACACUGACUAUCGUGGAAUGCCUCUUCAUAUGGUUAAGGAAAUUUGCUUCCAUAUUUUAGUGGGUUUGGAUUACUUACAUCGGCAGCUUUCUAUUAUACACACUGAUUUAAAGCCGGAGAAUAUCUUACUAUUGUCCAUGAUAGACCCAGUUAAAGAUCCCAGGAAAUCGGGGGCUCCUCUCAUUCUCCCCACUAGUAAGGAUAAGACUGUUUUCGAGUCUGGGGCUGCAAAAGAUGUUAAGAGUUUAAAUGGAGAUUUGACGAAGAACCAGAAGAAGAAGAUCCGAAGAAAGGCUAAACGGGCAGCUCAAGGUUGUGUAGGGAAGGAAGUUUCUGAGGAAACUGACGCAGAUCCCAAAACAUCUUGUGCAGCUGACUCUUCUGAUGAUGUAAAAGCAAAAGCUGAAGCUAUAGAAGACCAGCCUAGCAGUUCUGUCAGCAAGAAGAACUCAUCAAACGCUGAUGGGGGUAAGGAAGUUCAUCAAGGAAAUCAGGGUCACAGGAGAGGGAGCCGCUCCACUAGGCAGAAGCUUUUGGCUUCAGUGAACCUCAAAUGCAAGUUGGUUGACUUUGGGAAUGCCUGUUGGACAUAUAAACAGUUUACAAGUGAUAUUCAGACAAGGCAGUAUAGAUGUCCUGAGGUUCUCCUUGGAUCUAAGUACUCUACUUCAGCUGACCUUUGGUCCUUUGCCUGCAUAUGUUUUGAGCUGGCGACUGGUGAUGUUCUUUUCGAUCCCCACAGUGGUGACAAUUUUGAUAGGGAUGAGGAUCACUUGGCGCUGAUGAUGGAGCUUCUUGGAAUGAUGCCACGCAAGAUUGCAUUAGGUGGUCGGUAUUCCCGGGACUUCUUCAACAGGUAUGGAGACUUGAGGCACAUCAGGCGGUUGAGAUUCUGGCCACUUAAUAAGGUUCUCACGGAGAAAUACGAGUUCAGCGAGCAAGAUGCAAAUGAUAUAGCUGAUUUCCUGGUCCCCAUACUGGAUUUUGUCCCUGAGAAGCGACCCACAGCAGCACAAUGCCUCCUUCAUCCUUGGAUAACUGCAGGACCUCGGCUUCUUGAGCCAGCCUUGCCCUCUGUUCAAACCUCAUCUGUAGAAUGUGAGAAGAAAAAGAGGGAGAAGGAUGAGAGAGAGGCAAUGGAGGUGGGUGUAGGCAACAUUGCAAUUGAUGUAACUGCAAAGCCUGUUAAAGAUACUCAACCUAGUAAUAAGCCCACCAAGGCAGCUGUUAAUCCAUCCAGGUAGUUUUGCGGCACUGUGCAUCUGUUAUGCAACGUUUUUGGACAUAGAGCUAUUUCGGAAGCACUAUUUGUGUUCUUGUGAGGAAUAAUCACUUAACCUAAUGGUUCAUCAUUCGGGAUCUGAUAUGGAUAUGGUACAUUGCGGUUUUGGUGCAACUUUGAAAAUCUCUGCCCAAGUUCAGGUGAAUUGAAAGGAGGGUCUCAAACCAGGUGGAUUUUUUUUUUUUUUUUAUUCUCUGAAGAUUGUUUCCAUUUUCUCACUUGUUGGGACGGUGUUGAGCUUCCCUUCAUGUACAACUGGUCUGCUUGGCGUUUGUUGUACAACUUUAUUGAUAUUGUAGGAGGGAUUCAUGUAUCACAAAUCUUUCCUGGAAAUAUACAUUCUAUACAUUUUGUUUUGCUUCUUUAUAGAGUUAA